Chara braunii is the source of this 3376-nucleotide messenger RNA. NCBI's taxonomy places the organism in Eukaryota, Viridiplantae, Streptophyta, Charophyceae, Charales, Characeae. The record is from the annotation of a GenBank genome assembly.
GUGCGUAUGGCGGGUCACGUGCCUUCUUGAAUGUCUCGGACCACGUGCAAGUGUUUCUGUGUGGUGCUCAUUGCUUUUCUCCUGCCCGUCUUUGUUUUGCAUUUGCCACCGGCAGGUAAAUCUGGUGCGCCGACCUCUGCUCAAAAUAAAUGGUACGGCAGGUCUAAGACUUACAACAACAAACCGUGGGCUCUUGACUGGGUAGGCGGUUUGCGUAAACUGGGGUGUGGGGCUGUUAUCUUCUUGAGCGAUGACAAUGGCGCCACUUGGUACUGUUGUGGGGGUGUGAAGAAAUCCGAGGCGGGCAGGAAGACCUACGAAGGGAGGACGUUUAGGACCUUCUUCCUCACGUCCGUCUUCGACAGCGCUGGGACGGACUGGGUCAAGGAAGACAAGAAGGUCUCCCUUGACCUGCGUCUCUUACAGGGAUACGGCGUCAAGGCUUUCUCCAUGAAAGCGUUUGACGUGCGUGGGGACGGAACUGAAUUCCGGAUGCUUUCUCCGGAAGAAUUUCUCAGCAAAACAAAUGUCAACCGCGUCACUGGCUGCCUUCCGGUUGUCGACAGUUCUUUCCGGAUGAGCAAACCUUUGGUCCAAUUCAACAGUCCGAUGGACCUGCUGUCAGGUGUGGUUAAGCGGUACAGGGAAGACUUCUCGAAGCUGCCGCCUGAUCAGCAAACGGACUGUGUUUUUUUGCCCUUCGAGGCGGGUUCCAAGAGCAGCCGACAAACGCCAUCCGCGACGACAGGGAAGACAAAGCAGUUGCCGGGUGGGCCGUCGGGCGCGAAUCUUCCCUCGCCCUCCGUGAGGGGAGGCCGUGAUUUGGCUCAAGGUUCAAGCGAGGCAACGGAGUUUGAUGACAGGCUUAUGCACCAGCGCAAUGUUGGCCGUGAGAAUUCCCAGGGCAGUGCAAUUGCCCUGGACGAGGACAACGACGAGGACGAGGAAGGAGGAAGUGCUGACCCGCAUGACGACGGCGGUAAUGAAGCAGAUGUGGAAGUUGGGGAUGACAACAUGGAGGACCAGGGUGGGCUUACUGACGAGGACGCCGGCACGCCAAUGCAUGGCCAUGACAUCUCCCCCGCCGGCGCUGUGGGAGCCGCUAUUGGUCAGCCCUCGACGUCCCGUGGAAUUUCGCUAUCGCAAAGCAGGAGUAAGGGUGGGCACGACUCACAUGCAAUGCAAGGACCGAAGGCGAGGAAAAGAACAAGGGAGACUUCUCCGUCUGCUUCUACUCACAAGAGGCAAGCCAGAACUGACGCUGUUAAUGAGGCUCGUGGAGCUUUGACAGCGUUCCAAGAGGCGCGGCCUCCUCGGAAGAACAGUCAAGGGGGGCGAUCUGGGGGUCAAGGCGGUGGCCGUGGGGGCGGUGGCCGUGGAGGGGCGCGGAAAGGCUUCCAGAGGGUGAGACCACAAGAGCUGUGGGACUCGGGGGAUGAGGGCGAGGGAGUGGAUCCUCGCAUGCCCGAAGAUGCUGAUGAGCCGGUUCAGCGCGUCGCGCCCAUCGACACUACGCGUUGUUUCUUCCUCGAAUACGACGACCAAGGCUUUGCUACGCAAGACGUCCAUGCUCUUCACGUGGACGUCAUGAGAAUCAAACGCAUUCCCCGCGGAAGGAUUCUUUUCAACCACCGCUCGUUGUCUGAAAACAUUGUGCGAGGCAUCGAGAAUGUCAUCGAAAGCUCCAUCAGCACGGACCCGGGGGCGUGGGAUAGGCCCGAGCUCGUGCUUGCGCCAGUUGACCGCAAUGACACUGUCGGCGGCCAGGGAAGACGGAUCACGCCGACCGAAUUCUUGGAAAGGGAUCCGACAGAGUUCGACUGGGACAUGUUCCACAAGUUGGGACGCAAGAGACUGAAGGUGUGGGAAUACCUGUUCCGCGAUGCGCCACAAGGACGGCUUGACGGGAAUUGCAUCUACAGAAAAGCAAAGGUGACAGAGACCCUGAAACAUUAUCACGGUGCUCUUACUGGCGCCUUUGAGACUUUUGUCGCUCGAUGCGAGAUCCUGAAGUUCGAUCUUCAUAAAGACAAUCUGAUGUCCAAGGACUACGCUGACCUCGCGAAAUCGGGUGAUGGCUUUAACCCCGUCGACAGCGAGGAAGAUUCUUCGGGGUCCGACCUCGAAUUCGGCGAUGGCAAGGGUGGUGAAGGUCCGGGCGGUGGCAUGGUGCGGUCACACGAUGAAGGGACCGUUUGCUCGCAUGAAAGACCCGUACAGGUGGCCGCCCCCAGUGUUGGCUCGAUGGUGGCCCCCAUGGAGGGCACCGGUUUGCCAAACAUGGGAAUAUGUGGUCCCAAGGAUGAAGAUGAUAUUGAUAUGCCAGGCGAGGCGUCGAAGCUCGCACCGGGCGAUCCAAUUCCUCCCGGCUAUUGUGCUGAUCCGACCACAAUUAAUUUAUUGGGGGGCAAACACGCCCGCACUGGUGAGGACAAGUGGGGCCAUGACAUCGUGUGGCAUGAGGGCAUUUUUGAGCCCUGCAUCCAAGAUGGGGAGUGGAAGAUGGCGGUCAAAUACACACGCGGAUGGCAGACGUUUCGCCGGAUGUCAAGAGACACAUGGCUGAAAACGACAGAACUCUCGAUUAUGUACCGCGUGCAAAAGGAGAAUCCGGGGAAGAACGAGGGCGCUGUCAAAGACAAGGCCAAAGAAUUGUUUUCUGUAUUGCGAGACAAUCAACAGUUGGAGUACAGUUGGAAAUUUUACUCCCUGCGAACGAGUCCGUCAUGUGGGUCAAUCAACUGGAAGGUCAAUCAAACUAUCGGAACCAUGGAAGAGAGCAGCUCUCAGGAUGCCGUGCCUUUGUCGGCAUCGCCCCCCGUACCCACGCAGGCAGGGCAGAGGGAGGAUGACGGGAGUAAUGUGGUGAAGACUCAAGAGGUUCACAUGACGUCUAUGCCGCAAAUCUCGGUCGACACGACAGAACCGUCCAAACGCAUGGAUGUGUCAAAUGCAUUGUCGUCAGAUGCAGGUGCCACUUACGGGAGUUUAUUACUGACAUCCGCCGCAUUAGAAGGCACAUCCGAAAUGCAGUCAGAGUCAGGUGUUGCCCUGAGCGUGCCGGGCAGUCAGUUGCAACCGGAGUUAUGCACAGACAAAGGUGAUGCACGAGUACAUCUGACACCACAGGGAGGGGCCGUUGCGGAUGGUGGGAAGGGAGAGGAUGUGGAGGGAAUCCUCCAUCCUCACAAUCUUGAGACCUUAACCGAUGAUUUCGAUUAUGGGGGUGAGGGUGGAAAUGACGUGGUCAAUACGAGGGGAGUGUGAAAUGAUCGUGCAAAUGGCAACAAUUGAUACAAGACUGUGCAAAAGAGGAUGGACAAUGCAUCUCGCAACUUCGUCUUUAUCAAAGAGGGAGACGGCAGCCUUGACGAGU